GUCAAAAUCAGAGCUGAAGCAGAGUUGACCUUAUUACAGAAACUGAAGAUCCUACAAACAUUUUGGAAAGAGAGAGAAUUCCAUCUGGGCAAAUUUUUCUUUUUGGUGAGGUCCCAAGAAUCCAUUUUAGACCGCUCCCAUAGACCUCCAAGUGGUAGAUUUCGGAAACUUGAAGAACAAGUCCUUGUUAAGGACAGUGGCACUUUUAUACUGAUGG
Molecule: messenger RNA, 217 nt
Organism: Pelobates cultripes (western spadefoot toad)
Lineage: Eukaryota; Metazoa; Chordata; Amphibia; Anura; Pelobatidae
Source: the annotation of a GenBank genome assembly